CAGGUGGGCGGGGCCUCGGCUCAUCCCGCGGCGCUCUUAACCCCGCACCACAGCCGCUGCCGCCGCCGGGAUAGCUGGGGCCUGAUCCCGCUGAGCCGCAGCCGCAGCCUGCGUCCCGCGUUCCCACCGCGCCGCCGCCCGCCAGUGCGUCCCCCGCGUGCCCACGUGCCCGCGUCCUCCCAACGCCGCCGCCGCCGCCGUUGCCGCCGCCCCCCGGCCGGAGGUGAUGGUCGAAGCAUGCGGCGGCUGCGGCGCGGGGCAUUCGCGGCUCUGCUGCUCCUGCCGCUGCUGCUGCUGCCCUCGCCCGGGCUCGGGGCGAGCGGUCCCGGCGCGGCGCUGCGCUGGGGGAGUCCGGGGAGCCCCGCUGCUGCUGAGGUCACCGAGCCCAGUCGGCUGGUUGGGGGAAGCUCUGGGGGCGAGGUGCGGAGGCAGCAGCUGGACACGCGCGUCCGCAGGGAGCCGCCCGGUGGUCAGCCGGCCCACCUGGCCCAGGUGAGCUUUGUUAUCCCUGCAUUCAACUCCAACUUCACCCUGGAUCUGGAGCUGAACCAUCACCUGCUGUCCUCACAGUAUGUGGAGCGACACUUCAGCCCGGAGGGGGCAGCACAACACAGUACAGGCGCUGGAGACCACUGCUACUACCAGGGCAAGCUCCGGGGCAACCCCCAUUCCUUCGCCGCUCUGUCCACCUGCCAGGGGCUGCAUGGGGUCUUUUCUGACGGGAACUCGACCUUCAUUGUGGAGCCCCAGGUGCUGGCUGGGCCUAAGGCGCCCCCCCAGGGACCCCUCCCCCACCUUGUUUAUCGGACUCCUCUCCUCCCAGUCCCCCUUGGAUGCAGAGAGCCAGGCUGCCUGUUUGCUUCCCGCUCUGUCCCUCCAAGCCGGCCGAGGCUGAGAAGGAAAAGGCAGGUCCGGAGGGGCCACCCCACUGUCCACAGCGAGACCAAGUAUGUGGAGCUCAUUGUGAUCAACGACCACCAGCUGUUUGAGCAGAUGCGGCAGUCAGUGGUUCUCACCAGUAACUUUGCCAAGUCCGUGGUGAACCUGGCAGAUGUGAUAUACAAGGAGCAGCUCAACACCCGCAUUGUGCUGGUUGCCAUGGAAACCUGGGCUGAUGGGGACAAGAUCCAGGUGCAGGAUGACCUUCUGGAGACCCUGGCCCGGCUCAUGGUCUACCGACGGGAGGGUCUGCCUGAGCCCAGUGACGCUACCCACCUCUUCUCGGGUCGAACCUUCCAGAGCUCCAGCAGUGGGGCAGCCUAUGUAGGGGGCAUCUGCUCGCUGUCCCGGGGAGGUGGCGUGAACGAGUAUGGCAACAUGGGGGCCAUGGCAGUGACAUUGGCGCAGACCCUGGGGCAGAACCUGGGCAUGAUGUGGAACCAGCAUCGGAGUGCAGCAGGUGACUGCAGGUGUCCUGAUGUCUGGCUGGGCUGCAUCAUGGAGGACACUGGGUUCUACCUGCCCCGCAAGUUUUCCCGCUGCAGCAUUGAUGAAUAUACACAGUUCCUGCAGGAGGGCGGCGGGAGCUGCCUCUUCAACAAGCCGCUCAAGCUUCUGGACCCGCCCGAGUGCGGGAAUGGCUUCGUGGAGGCGGGAGAGGAGUGCGACUGCGGCUCAGUGCAGGAGUGCAGCCGAGCCGGCGGCAGCUGCUGCAAGAAGUGCACGCUGACGCACGACGCCAUGUGCAGCGACGGGCUUUGCUGUCGCCGCUGCAAGUAUGAGCCGCGGGGCGUUUCCUGCCGCGAGGCCGUGAACGAAUGCGACAUCGCGGAGACUUGCACCGGGGACUCGAGCCAGUGUCCCCCCAAUCUGCACAAGCUGGACGGCUACGCCUGCGACCAAGAGCAGGGUCGCUGCUACGGAGGCCGCUGUAGAACCCGGGACCGGCAGUGCCAGGCCCUGUGGGGUCGCGCGGCCGCAGACCGCUUCUGCUACGAGAAGCUGAACGUGGAGGGCACGGAGCGCGGGAACUGCGGGCGCAAGGGCUCUAGCUGGGUGCAGUGCAACAAGCAGGACGUGCUAUGCGGUUUCCUGCUCUGCAUCAACGUCUCCGGGGCUCCUCGGCUGGGCGAACUGGGGGGAGACAUCAGCAGCGUCACCUUCUACCACCAGGGCAAGGAGCUGGACUGCAGGGGCGGCCACGUGCAGCUGGCCGACGGCUCUGACUUGAGCUACGUGGAGGACGGUACGGCCUGCGGGCCCAACAUGCUGUGCUUGGGCCACCGCUGCCUGCCAGCCUCAGCUUUCAACUUCAGCACCUGCCCAGGCAGCGGGGAGCGCCGGGUCUGCUCACACCAUGGGGUCUGCAGCAACGAGGGCAAGUGCAUCUGCCAGCCUGAUUGGACAGGCAAGGACUGCAGCGUUCACAACCCACUGCCCACAUCCCCACCCACCGGGGAGACAGAGCGGUACAAAGGUCCCAGUGGCACCAACAUCAUCAUCGGCUCCAUUGCUGGGGCUGUCUUGGUCGCAGCCAUCGUCUUGGGCGGCACAGGCUGGGGAUUCAAAAACAUCCGCCGAGGAAGGUCGGGAGGGGCCUAAGCGCCUCCUUCCCCGCUGCCGGCCGCGGGGCGGCGCCCUGCACGCGUCUGCCGUCCCUGCGCACGCUGCUCGGCUGCUGCGCGCUGCCUGCCUCGGCGGCCUCGCGCAGGCCUGUGUGAAUGUAGCUUUGCCCUGCGCGGUGUGGCCUUGUCCCUGGGAACCCGAGCCGCCUCCUUCUGAUCUGAUGAAUGUAACUCGGGGGCGGGCCGGGCCGGGAGGGCGCCGCCGCACCGAGGGCCUGGCGCUGCCGCCUGCACUGGGCUCCACCUGCCCGGAGGAGUCAAACCAAAGCUGCCUUUGGUCCCAGGUGUAGGGCUGAGCCCCAGGCCGUCGUCAGCUUUGAUGACCCCAGCCCCGCCUGGACUCGGGCUUGGGUCUGCAGAUAAAAUGGUGCCCCCUGUCGAGGAAGGGUGAUUCCAGGCUGACCCGAGGGCGGUGCCCGGGAAGGACCCUCCAGUCAGUGAGGUGAGCCCAGGACGGGCCUCACAGACAACCCCAGCCCUCUUCCACUUGAUGCCCCUUUCCACGUCCCCCAAGUCCCUGCCGCCCCGCCUGGAGAGAAGCCGCCGGUUGGUUUCCUGUUCCCGGGUCAGCUUGGGGUUUCAGGGGUCUCUGCGGAGGCAGUGCAGAGAAGGAUGCACUGGAGAGUGUGGGCACCCAUGGGGCCCACACUGCCCUCAAGAAGAACUGCGUGGGGAUCAGGUGGGGGCAGGAAGGAUGCAGACUUCCUGUGUUCCUUACCUUGGCUCCCAGCCGCAGUGUCCUGCCACCUGCCAGCACCCGGGAGGAGGGGUCAUAGUGCUACCCAGGCCCUGCACAGAUGUCACUGGGGCAGGGAUUAAAGGUCAUAUUCAGGCUCUGCGGAGCCCAUACCA
Cavia porcellus (domestic guinea pig) is the source of this 3416-nucleotide messenger RNA. It is a transcript of the gene Adam11, whose product is annotated as ADAM metallopeptidase domain 11. Gene Ontology annotation, biological process: proteolysis. Gene Ontology annotation, molecular function: metalloendopeptidase activity. The coding region runs from base 238 to 2541 and encodes 767 amino acids. The record is from RefSeq and is a predicted model, not a curated record. The transcript has 26 exons. NCBI's taxonomy places the organism in Eukaryota, Metazoa, Chordata, Mammalia, Rodentia, Caviidae.